CAUCCUGUUUCUGUGUGUCACGAUGCCAACGAGACUGCUUCUGCUCCUCUGUCUGACAGGACAUGUGUUUGCCAGAGAACCACCUGACGUAGACUGUUUGGUGGUGCAUCUGAAAUAUGUCCACUGUUCCUGGGAUAAACAGGGGACCCCGGAAGUCAAUUACACCUUCUACGGCUGGUUCCACACUGAAAAAAGUAAAGAAUUUAUUGAGUGCCUCACCUAUUUGUCCGAGAACAACGUGAACACUGGAUGUAACCUGCCCUUCAAGGACUCCCAGAGGUUCAGCAGAUUUAACACCAAACUGGUACAUGGCAACCAGACAUCUCAGAAGGAGUAUGAUCUCAAAACAAAAGUCAAGUUAAAUCCACCAACGAGCGUGACAGUCAGGAACGGAUCCGACUCCAACCUGUGGCUCAAGUGGAGUCAGAUAAAGUCCAGUUGUGUGGAGAGUGAGGUUCGCUACAGGGUCAACAACAGGAAGUGGGCGACGUAUCAUGUCCGUAUUGGGGAGCAGAAUUACUGCGUCAACUUGCCCUCCAGCAGUUCCCGGUAUGAGCUGCAAGUGAGGAGCCGACUGGGGGAAGAAUGUGGACUGUCUAUCUUCUGGAGUAACUGGAGCGAGCCCGUGUUCUGGGGAUCCAACAACAGCACAGACACCAAUCAGAUGGCCAGUUCCACGUCCGUGUGGACCACAGUGCUGUACGUGGUGGGCGCGUUCAUCCUCAUGCUCCUGGUCAUGAUGCUGCUGCACCAUGAGAGGAUCAGAAUCAUCUUCAUCCCUGUGGUUCCCAAGCCGUCCCCCAACCUUCACAACAUCGAGGAUUGGUUUCAAUUCCCCAAAGGCCACAAAGAGAGUUUUAACUACAAUGAGCGUCCCUGUCUUGUCCGUGAGUACUGCCAUGUCUCCCAGUCCGACGGCGAGGAUUGCUCUGCCUUCAGCCCUGAGAACGAAUCGGACCUGUCCACCUCCUGCUCCUCCUCCUCCUCCUCCUCCUCCUCCUCCUCCAACAGCUCGACUGAGGAGGAGAUGGUUUCUGUUUAGGAGAUCAGAACAUUGGUAAAGGAUGUUUUGUUCCCCUCACAAGAUGAAACCGAAUAUCUGUUUGAGGAACUUAAGCAUAUAUUUUUCGUUUAAAAAGUCGCAUUACGAUGCCUGAUCAGAUUAGUUUAUAUUACCACAAAUAAAAGACUCUGAACCACUUCAUUUAUAUCUUAUAGCUUCAGGGUGUACAUUUAUAUCAAGUACUUGUCAAAAACUUUGAGGCGACAGCAAGAGAGUUUUCUCUUUCCUCAUUAGUGGUCUGUGCAUUUCACCUCACAUAUCACAAAAAACGGCCUUGAGAGCUUCUACUUCCUCUAAUCCUUUAUAAGCCCUGAUUUAUGACAGUCAGUAAAAGUUGUAAAAACGUUGGCGCAUUUAUUCCUAAAACAUCAACUUUAUUAUUAGACAAAUAUUCCAGAUGACUGAACUUAAUCAGUGUCAUUUUUGUACCAUGUAAAAACAAAAACCCAGCUCCACCAUGAGGAUAACAUGAAUGUAACUUCAGUAGAGGAGAAGGAAAAACAGCCACACUAACACUCAUUAAAUGAGCUGCAUGAAAGUAAAUAACUCAUUAUACAUUAGAAAAGCCUCUAUGUAGUAAAUGAUGACUCAUUAGAAAGUGGCAACACAUUAUAACAAGAUGGUCGCAUAGUAGGCUGAUAUAACAAAAGUUUCAAGCAAGUGGCAUCAGUUUUAUAUUCCUAUGAAUGUGUAUAUUACAUAUCUUAAUAUCUUUGAAUGUACUUUGAGUGUGGUUGAACGUGUUUGUACUUUGUACCCUGAGGUUGGAAUUAUAUGGUUUGUGUCCUUUGUGUAUGUUACGCAGGAUUUCUGUCAUGACCGGUUUUGUUCAAUAAAUAUAUCCUCGCAUGUC
Messenger RNA from Pseudoliparis swirei, 1916 nucleotides. RefSeq names its product cytokine receptor common subunit gamma-like. The transcript is spliced from 8 exons. Gene Ontology annotation, molecular function: protein binding; cytokine receptor activity. The record is from RefSeq and is a predicted model, not a curated record. Gene Ontology annotation, cellular component: external side of plasma membrane. NCBI's taxonomy places the organism in Eukaryota, Metazoa, Chordata, Actinopteri, Perciformes, Liparidae. Gene Ontology annotation, biological process: cytokine-mediated signaling pathway. Bases 23 to 1042 code for a protein of 339 amino acids.